Molecule: messenger RNA, 3912 nt
Organism: Fomitiporia mediterranea MF3/22
Lineage: Eukaryota; Fungi; Basidiomycota; Agaricomycetes; Hymenochaetales; Hymenochaetaceae
Exons: 4
Coding region: 1-3912 (1303 amino acids)
Molecular function (GO): protein binding
Source: RefSeq, a predicted model, not a curated record
AUGUUUAUAAACUUGAAACAAGCUCUACUGCGAUUCAAAUUUCGCUUUAAGAUCUUUUUCCGUCUUGAUGGUUCUCGGAGACAUCACAAACUAGCUGAUGACCACUGGAGACGGUUCGAGCAAUCAGGCGAACGGGAAGAUCUGGAAACGUCCAUCAAUCACUGUUGCACCGCUCUCAAGCUGCGUUCUGAAGGUCAUCCAGGCCGGUUGCAGUCGUUGUUUUGCCUUGCUUUGUCUCUUUAUACACGAUACGAACGAUGGGGUCAAACGGGGGAUCUCGAUGAAGCCAUCAAGCUGUACCGGGCCGCCCUGGAGCUUCGACACGAAGGUCAUCCUCUUCACUGUGCAACUCUGAACAACCUUGCGAACUCCAUGCGCGCAAGAUUCUUGCAACAUAGACGUAUUGAGGACAUUGAAGAAGCUUUCGUGUUUGACCGAGCUGCUCUGGAGCUCCGCCCUAAAGGCCAUCCUCUUCGUUCCAUGUCACUGGACAAUCUUGCGGUUUCCCUGCGCAUACGGUUCUUGGAGUAUGGAAGUCCUGAGGACCUCGAGGAGGCGAUACAGUUGAACCGAGCCGCCCUCGAAUUUCGUCCCGAAGGUCAUACCGAUCGUUCUGUAUCUCUGGCCAACCUUGCAGCUGCCAUCCAUAUUCGAUUCUCACUGAAUGGGCGGAGUGAGGAUCUUGAGGAAGUGGUCAAUUUAGAGCGAGCCGUUCUGGAGCUUCACCCCGAAGGCCAUCCUUUUCGUUCUAUAUCUCUGAACCGGUUUGCAGUUUCUCUGCGCACACGGUUCUCACAAUGUGGACGGAUCGAAGACAUAAAUGACGCCAUAGAGCUGCACCAAACCGCUCUGAAGCUUCUCCCCGACGUCCAUCCUGAUCGUCCUAUGUCUAUGAGUGACCUCGCGUGCUGCCUGAGAAUUCAGUUCUGCCAGUAUGGAUGGACUGAGGAUGUCGAGGAAGCUGUCAAGCUGCACCGAGCCGCUCUGGAACUUCGUCCUUAUGGCCAUCGUCUUCACUGUGUGUCUCUGAACGAACUUGCAAUUUCUCUGCGCCUACGGUACUCGCAGGAUGGAAGGAUCGAAGACCUCAAGGAAGCCAUCGAGUUGCACCGAGCCUCUCUUAUGCUUCACCCCGACGUUCAUCCUGAUCCUAUUAGGCUGCUCCGAAGCGCUCUGGAGCUUCGUCCGGAAGGCCAUCAUCUUCGCUAUGUGUCCGUGAACGAGCUCGCAGUUUCUCUGCGCAUGCACUUCUUGCAGGAUGGACGGAUCGAAGACCUCAAGGAGGCCAUCGAGUUGCAUAAAGCCACCCUGAAGCUUCUCCCCAACACCCAUCCUAAUCGUUCUAUAACUCUAAGCAACCUUGCAUGUUGUUUGAGAAUCCAAUUCUCGCAGUAUGGACGAACUGAGGACAUUGAGGAAGCUAUUAGGCUACUCCGAAGAGCUCUGGAGCUUCGUCCGGAAGGCCAUCGUCUUCGAUAUGUGUCCCUGAACGAGCUUGCAGUAUCUCUGCGCAUACGCUUCUUGCACGAUGGACGGCUUCUCCCUGAAGGUCAUCCUGAUCGUUUUAUAUCUCUGAGCACCCUCGCGAAUUCCUUGCACACUCGAUUUGGUCAACAAGGAAAGGCUGAGGACCUUGAAGAAGCGGUUGAUUGUCACCGAGCUACUCUACUUCUUCUACCGGAGGGACAUCCUUUUCGUGCUACAUCACUGAAUCGUCUUGCAACUGCACUACAUACUCGAUUUGAGCAGCAUGGGAGCACCGAGGACUUGGAUGAGACAAUCAAGCUAGAGCGAACCGCUCUGGAGCUUCGUCCGGAAGUCCAUCCUGAUCGUUCUAUGUCUUUAGGCAACCUUGCAAUUUCGCUACACACGCGAUUUGGUCAUCAGGGAAAGAUAAGGGACCUUGAGGAAACAGUUGAGCUACAUCGAGCUGCUCUGGCGCUUGUACCUGACGGGUAUCUUGAUCGUUCUUCGAUCCUAAGAAAUCUCGGAAAUUCCUUAUGCCAUCUAUUUGAGCAGCAUGAGAGGACCGAAGUCCUUGAUGAGGCGAUUAAGCGGCACCAAGCUGCUCUGGAGCUUUGUCCCGAAGGCCAUCCUGAUCACUCAAUUUCUCUAUACAACCUUGCAGUGUCGCUGAGUGUUCGAUUCGAGCAGCACAGAAGGACUGAGGAUCUUGAGGCAGCAAUCAAGUUACAUCGGUCUUCCCAGGAGCUUCACUCUAUAGGCCACCCGCUUCGUUCUAAGGCGUUGAGGAACCUGGUCACUUGCUUAUAUGCUCGAAUCAGGCAACAAUGGCAUGCGGAAGAGUUCGAAGAGUGUAUGCAAUUGUUGGAGCUUGCUGCUACUCAUACAUUUUCGGGGGUAUUGGAAUGUCUGCUUGCUGCCCGCAAAUGGGCAAAUCUUGCACGCUUGCAUAACCAUACCACCACCUUCACAGCUUACAAGGCGACUCUAUCACUACUUCAAUACGCUCUAAAUAUAAGCCCAACCCUCCAUGCACAACAUGACUUCCUUCUCAGUCGCAGUAAUUACAGAAUACUCAUCUUGGAGGCGGCUUCUUACUCAGCAGAUACAAAUAAAUUAGAGCAGGCCAUAGAGAUACUUGAGCAAGGAAGAGGGUUGCUCUGGUCACAGUUGCGCGGCUUCAGGGCUCCUCUGGAUCAACUUGCAGAAACGAACAAAGAACUUGUUGACAGAUUCAGGGGUGUCAACGGAUCACUUGCUCUAAACAUGGGAACAGAGCCGAAAUUGUUUGACGAGCUGUUGAAAUUAAAGAAACGGCUUUCAAGCAAGCAAGAGGAGAUAAUCCGCGAGAUUCGGCAAUUUCCAGGAUUCGAAAACUUCCUUGAAGCCACACCGUUUAAACAACUGCAGCAAGUAGCCCUGGAAGGGCCCGUCAUCAUGGUCAACCAUUGUAGAUAUCGUUCUGAUGCUCUCAUCAUCCUAACCCAGGGCGCUUCAUCAGUUGACUGUGUUCCGUUAGAUGGAGAAUUCUAUUGGGAUAGUAUUAAGCUAUGUGACGCGCUCUUGGAAACGCGCCGACGGGUCGGAGCUGAUUCACCAGAGUAUGAUAGGAAACUCCAGGAGGCGAUGAAGAUGCUAUGGGACAGAGUCGUCUCCAAAGUUGUUGUCAAACUGAAGGAGCACAAAAUUGCCGAAGGAAGUCGCAUUUGGUGGUGCCCAACUUCAAUUUUAUCCAUGCUUCCUUUCCAUGCUGCAGGACCAUUUGAAGACGCCGAUGGGGCGCCGAAAUAUCUAUUGGACGAUUAUAUCUCUUCAUAUAUUCCGACACUCGGAGCCCUCAUCAACGCACGAUCAGGUGCCAGCGAAGAUGAAUCCACUGUACUUAUAGUUGGGGAUACAUCUCUUCGGUCAGCUAGGCAGGAGAUUAGAAAUAUCCGAAAUUGUGGGAAGAGUACCAAGCUACUUGCCAGUAAGAAGGCAUCUCGUGGUGCAGUGGUCGAUGCCCUCCGGGAAGAAAAAUGGGUUCACUUUGUUUGUCAUGGAAAUUUACGCCAAGAGCCUUUAUACUCUUCAUUCAAGCUAUCGGAUGGCGAGCUGACAUUACUAGAUAUUGUCCAAACUAACCUCCCGAAUGCAGAGUUUGCAUUCCUUUCUGCAUGCCAUACUGCUGAACAACCUCACGACGGUGCGCACGACGAAGUCCUCCACCUCGCAGCGGCCAUGCAAUUCUCUGGAUUUCGAAGUGUGAUUGGUUCGAUGUGGGAACUACUCGAUGAGGAUGGGCCUGCAUUCGCUAAGACUGUUUAUGAAUACAUGAACGAAUGCGAACCGGGCGAGGCGAAAUAUAAGAGGGCAGCUGCAGGACUUCGCAAGGCGGCUUUGGAGUUGAAAGCGAAGGAUGGGAUUUCGACUGAACGAUGGGUCAAUCUUGUGCAUAUAGGCGCUUAA